Alternaria incomplexa is the source of this 1596-nucleotide messenger RNA. RefSeq lists its product as uncharacterized. The record is from RefSeq and is a predicted model, not a curated record. Bases 1 to 1596 code for a protein of 531 amino acids. NCBI's taxonomy places the organism in Eukaryota, Fungi, Ascomycota, Dothideomycetes, Pleosporales, Pleosporaceae. The transcript has a single exon.
AUGUUACUCCUCCAUGUUACGAUCAACAAGAGCAUGUCGGUCAGAGACAAAGGUCUCCUCUGGUUCUCGGCCUUGAUAGUCUUUCGAUACUGGCGCGCUAUCGUUACCCGAUUCUUCUAUACUCAAUACAAGGCAGCCGACGUGCCGUACAAUGACUUGAAGUUCAAGCCAGAACAUUGUACAGUGAUUGUACCCACAGUCGGCCUCCUGAACAACCCGGUCUUCGCAUUGAUGGUUGAAGGAAUCCUUCGGAACAAGCCUGGGCGGCUUAUUUUUGUUGCAAACAAUGAACAAGCGAGAGAUCUUGUCGAGCGGAAGGUUGAAGCCGUAAAAGAAGCCUUCACAAAAGGAGACAGCGGCUACGAAAAGAUAUGGGAUGCCGUGGUGCCAAUAUUCAAUUGGAAAGAUGAAACAGAGAUUGAGUACAAAAACAUCGUUGAAUCCAACAAGCGCAAGCAGACUGAUACAGCUAUCGGGAUGGUAGAUACAGAUAUCACUAUCAUGGUCGAUGACACUGCUGUAUGGCAUCCGAAAUUCUUGGAAGCGACUCUACCAGCUUUUAACGAUCCAAAAGUUGGUCUCGUUGGAACACGCAAGCGGGUGCAAUACAUACGCCCUUCUCACAUCGAAGACGCACACAACGGAAAAAGUCGCAUACGGUUUUGGUUAAGCUGGUAUCGCUCUGGCUUUUGGAACACCGUUGGUGCGCAGUAUCUUGAUCGCCAUAGCUAUGAGAUCAGGGCAUCAAAUGCUGGUGAUGGCGCCGUAUUUGCCAUUUCCGGUCGUACGCUCGCCAUCUUGACCGCUAUAACAAAAGAUCUCAAAUUCAGGGCAGAGUUCGUGGAGGAAUACGUCCUUACGUGGGUCUCCGAGUGGUUGAGCUACCUCAAAAGCUGGCACAUAUCACCCGCUGGCUACCUCCUCAAAAUUUUCGAAGGAAAAGGUCUAACCAACAAAGGUAUCGGGCCCCUCCUUGCGGACGAUGACAACUUCAUUACGCGGUGGGUCAUCAACCAUGGAUGGAACAUCAAGGUCCAAUCUUCGCCAGAGGCCACUAUGAUGACGAGGUUGGGAAGCGUGGAGAUUUUCAAGUAUGUGGAUCAAUGCGAGCGCUGGAGUCGCACAACUUUCCGUCAAAAUCCCAUCGCGCUCUUUUCGGAUCGAACCAUCUGGUGGAAAUGGCCUAUCGGAGUGUGGACAGUGUACUUCCCGUGGAUGUACAACUUCGCGGUCUUCUGGGAUGGUCUGGCCAUCUUCAACUUUUGGCGAUCCGGACUGUAUCAGAAUUCCUCAAAUGGCAACGCACGACUUGUCUGCCUGAUCCUGGCUAUAUGGGCGACUAAGCUCAUCAAGACCUGGCGAUGGUUUCGAGAGCAUCCUCUGGACUUCCUCUUGUUUUUUGUCAUUCCGGCUUACCCUUUGUUCGGAUACUACCAUUCCUGGCUCAAGCUGUACACAGCGAUUAGCUGCUGGAAGAAUGACUGGUCUGGGAGGGACGUGAAGAAGGCAGAAAAAGAUGCAGGCGCCAUCCUACGCGAGAAAUAUAAAGACAUCAUCAUAAGCGGAAGUAAGAAACAGACCGAUGGGUCUGGAUGA